Molecule: messenger RNA, 3303 nt
Organism: Vitis riparia (riverbank grape)
Lineage: Eukaryota; Viridiplantae; Streptophyta; Magnoliopsida; Vitales; Vitaceae
Product: nucleolar and coiled-body phosphoprotein 1-like
Exons: 14
Coding region: 224-2911 (895 amino acids)
Biological process (GO): mitotic sister chromatid cohesion; DNA repair
Cellular component (GO): chromatin; nucleus
Source: RefSeq, a predicted model, not a curated record
AGAAGAAAAAAUUAAAAAAAACGCCUCAGUCUCUCAUUUCAUGGCUACGGCCCCAACAAUUUCAUUAAAAUGAACGCGUUUCCAAAAAACAGCUUCUCGGGAGCCAAACAACCGUUGGAUUUGGUUUUGCAGUGGUGUAAGUGUAUCUUGUGAUUCUGAUUCGUUUCUAGGGUUUUAUUGCUGGGGUGAGCCAAGGCUUAGGGGGUCUGGAGGGAGGGAGAAGAUGGCGGUUACGGACAAGGAGCUGGAAGAACAGCUCGUGGCUGCAGGAGAAGAGCUACUGAAGCCUUUACCAUGUGUGGAAGAACUUCUUAGUCUGCUUGACAAACUUGAGAGUUUUUUAGCAAAGGUAGAGCAAUCUCCAUCAAAAUCUAUGCAAACUGCAGUAUGCCCUGCAAUGAAGGCACUUGUGGUGAAAGAACUGUUGAAUCAUUUGGAUGUGGAUGUGAGAGUUGUUGUUGCAUCUUGCAUCAGUGAGAUCACUAGAAUAACAGCUCCAGAUGCUCCUUACGAUGAUGACCAGAUGAAGGAAAUUUUUGAGUUGAUUGUAGCAACAUUCGAAAAUUUGUCUGAUACUUCCAGUCGAUCAUAUCCUAAGAGAGUUUCAAUCCUUGAAACUGUUGCAAAGGUCAGAUCAUGCGUUGUCAUGCUGGAUCUUGAAUGUGAUUCCCUGAUUAUAAAGAUGUUCAAACAUUUCUUGGGAACUAUAAGGGAAACCCACUCAGAUGAUGUCUAUUCAUCGAUGGAGACCAUUAUGACCUUGGUCUUAGAAGAAAGUGAAGAGGUUUCACCAGAGCUUCUUGCACCCCUCUUGGAUAGUUUAAGGGUUGGAAAUCAGGAUGUUUUGCUUAUUGCACGGAAGCUGGGGAAGAAAGUAAUUCAAAAUUGUGCCUUGAAACUUAGACCCUACAUGAUGCAAGCAGUAGAAUUCAUGGGUUUUCCCUUGGACAAUUACUAUGAAAUUGUUGCUUCCAUAUGCCAGGAGACAUCUGAUGCUAUAAAGCAGAAUGAUGCUAAUGUUUCUAAUGAAUGUGUGGAUGCUAAAGCUCUUGCACCAGAUGUUUCAUGUUCUGGAGGACGUGAUGGCACAACAAACACAUCAGGAAAAUUGGUGACAAGCAAUGGUACUGUUCAGAUUGGGAUUAGUGAUUCUUUAGUUAAUCCAGUUUCUCCUAACAAGGGGCUGGUGCAAUCCCAUCAAAUUAAUCAGUCCAAAGGUAAUGAUGCAACAAUCAAGGCUGAACCUGAAAGUGAUCCUGUGGAUGUUGAAAAAUCAGAAACAAAAUCCAAGCAGCCCACAAAGAGAAGGGGAAGGAAAUCCUGCAGUUCAACUGCUAAAACAGAAACAUCUGGCCAGUCUCAAAUUGACAGCGGAAAAGAAGCUUUGGAACUUUUGGGACCGAAGAGCUGUGUUGGAGAGAUUGGGAGCUCAACUUCUGUUGACCCAUCUUCCAACAUUGCUGAUGUUCCUUUUCAACAUGAAAAGGAAACCACUCAAAUUCCCUCUCAAGAAGCUGGAAAAAAUGAGAUGCCAAACCCUUUGCCUUCUUUGAGUGAGGGCCAGCCUGAUGGAAGUGCUUCCAAAAGGAGCCAAAGAAGGACAAAGAAGAAGGGAAGCAAGAAUCAGGAAGCUGAUCUGAUUUCUACUUCAGUGCCAAUGGGAAAUUUGUUGCAGGACCAGGUUGAGGGGGAAGUUCCACCCUCUACAAAUGUCCUGACUAAAAAGGAAUUUGAGAGAGCAAGUGAUUCAGAAACCAAAAGGCAGAAACGAACAGGUAAAAAGGCACUUGUUGAAAAUAAUGAUGAUGAGAAAACUUCAACCCUUGGAGAUGAUGCUAUCAUGAAGAAAAAAGAAUCCAGGGAGAAACAACCAAAGAAGUCUGGUAAAAAGGUGGGCUUAGGGGUUGCCAAUGAGGAUGAAGUGUCAAGAGACGAUCAAGAUGGUAAGAAAAAUAGAGGAAGAGGCAAGAGCAAUUUGAAGAAGGAUUUAAAUGCAGAGUUGUCUAUUAAGGAAAUGUUUUCUUCUGCUAAAUCCAAUACAAAGUCCCAGAAUAAAGAGGAAGGGCACUUGCUGGAAACUCCUAGGACACAAUCCAAGAGAAAACGAACUCCAGGGAAGGAGGCUUCUGGGUCACAUGAUGAUAAAAGUCCUGGUGAAGAGCUAGUUGGUUCUAAAAUUAAAGUUUGGUGGCCAGACGAUGAAGCGUUUUAUGAAGGUGUUAUUGAUUCUUUCGAUCCUAAAGAAAGCAAGCACAAGGUUUUAUAUGCUGAUGGCGAUGUAGAGGAACUGAUUCUCAAAGAAGAACGGUACAAGCUUGUUGGACGUAACAGUGUUAAAAAAGAUGGGGGAAAAUCAUCUGUUCUUACAAGCCCUGGUGCUUCUACUGAUUUGCACCCAAAGAAGAGGGCAAAAACCAAUUCAGAUUCACUAAGCAUGGAAAUGAAGUCAGAUAUUGCCUCAAAAGAGGUUGGAGGAACUUCAACUGGAAAAUCCAAAGGUGAGGCUGCAAAAUCCAGUGGUAAGACCAAACGUGCUAAAGCUGGUGGCAAAUCCAGAGAGAAAACACCUGCAAAUGUUAGAAAACUAGCGCAUGACAAUUCUGAUAAAUCAAAAGGUGAAACUGAUAAAGUCCGAUCUAAGGAUUCUGCUGUCAGAACUCCUCGAAAGUCUAAGGAUGGCUCACCCAAGACUAGCACUAAAUCUAAAGAUGGCACACCAAAGACGACCACCAAAACCAGGAGCAAAAAACGGAACAAGUCCAAUGCUAACGGAAGUACAAAAGCAAGUUCUGGUUCAUUGAAGGCUCUAGAAAGUGAGGAAACAAAAGUAGGGAAAUCAUCAGACUCAACUAAGGAACGGCAGGCUGGGACAGUGAGUGGAAAGAAACGGCAGAGAAGAGUUAGUGGCUGAUGCAAUGAGCCCAAUGGUUCUGAAAGUAAUUUUGUUAUAUUUUUUUUCUGGUCUCCUGUUUUCAUCUGGUAAAUAUAUUCUCCAUUUAAAUUACGUUUAGUUGGGCAUAGUAUCAAUCUGCCAGAAGCUUUCAAGCAAUUGCUGAAACCUGUAUUUUUGUCUGACAGUCUGUAGAAUGAAACUGUAAAAUUCUGAAAGUGUGCUCCUGAUUUUCAGAUGGCCGGCCCGUGUUAUAUGGCACACAUGAAGCCAUGAGUAGUGUGCUAGUUGAUGUUGAAGCCUGUAUAUUUCAACCUGCUUUAACUGGAUUAGCUUUGAAAGAGAGUAAAGAUCCUGAAAAUAUGCUCGUGUUUUUCCGAUGGUUAUAUUUGAAUGCUGCAGUUUGCUUUACA